AGUAGCUUCCUGCGCUGGCGUCCUUUCGUUCUCUUCGUCCGUUCUCUUCUCCCUCUUCCUUCUUCUCAUCCCUCGCCAUCGUCCACUGCUCAUUCCAUCGGCCCUCUCCACUCCUGUCUUGCAUCCCAUCCCAUUCCAUCGCAUCGCACUAGACUGUACCGAAGUGCUCAUCAAUAAUAGCCUGUGAUCAGAAAUACCGCACAGACAUACAUACGCCACUCUGCUCUUAGCCAUGGCCGACUCAAAGCAUCCUCCCGCCGCAAUCGAGACCGCCAAUCCCCUGUCGUACUUCUCGUUCAACUGGAUCCAGCCAUUGCUUAUUAGAGGAUGGAGUCAAACAAUUGUCGAAACGGAUCUUGACCAGCUCUCGAAGAAUGACCACGUCAAGAGGAUCACCGACAGGCUGCUGGAGGAAUGGACAAAGGAAGUAGAAAAGUGCCAGGCCAAGGCCAGGGCAACGGGGUCUAAGCCCAGGAGACCAAACCUCUACCUGGUCCUGUGGAGAUGCUUUGGGCUCUACUUCAGUAUUUCCUUUUUCACAGGCAUCAUCGAAAGUGCCUGUAAGAUCAGCGAAGCUAUUCUCAUGGGAUACGUUAUCCGUUUCUUCGACUUCCCAGACACACCGAUCAGCACAGGAAUGGCAUAUGCGGUUGGUCUCUUCCUAGUCACCCUUUUCCACGGAACCAUGCACCAUCACUAUUUCUUCCCAACUAUGCGCACUGGACUUUGGAUUCGGCAGAGUUUGAUCUCUCUCAUGUACCGCAAAUGCCUCACCCUCUCAACCUCCAGUUCGAUUGCUACCGGAACCAUCGUCAACCUGAUUUCUAAUGACGUCCAACCAUUCGAAAAUGCCACGCCCUUCAUGCUGUAUGCAAUCAUCGGACCAUUGGAGAUGAUAUUUGUCAUGUACUUUCUCUGGAGAGAGAUCGAGGUCGCCUGUUUGUCGGGAUUGCUGGUCUUUGUCAUCCUGAUGCCCGUCCAGACCUUCUUUUCCCGCCACUUCUCCACCAUCCGUAGCAAAACAGUCAAUGCCCGCGAUGAACGUAUCAGAACGCUUUCGGAUGUCUUUCAAGGAAUCGAGCUCGUCAAAUUGUGCGCAUGGGAGGUGCCGUUUCAGGAGAAAAUUCUCAUGCUCCGAUCGAUCGAACUCAGAUAUAUCUGGAAGGCCAACCUCAUGAGAGCCAGCAAUAUGGCGAUCUACUUUUUCUUCCAGCCUCUGAUCGCCCUGUUCGUUUUUGUCACGUUCUGGCUGCAGGGCAAGACCCUGUCGCCCGACAAAGUCUUUGUGUCGCUUACACUGUUCAAUGUCAUGCGCCUGACUAUGACCUCGUUCUUCCCCAAGGCUUUGGAGACGAUCGCAGAGACCCGUGUGUCUGUUCGCCGUAUCACGGACUUUAUGCUGCUACCUGAGCUGAAAGGUAUCGAGAACAAGUUCAAGACAGAACAGGAGGACUCCUCAGGCAAAUCCGGAGAUGCAAUGAUGGGAAGCGUGGAGAAGACUCUGGAUCCAUCUCUGCUGCUCGAAAUGCGCGACGCAUCUUUCUCUUGGUCGCUCGCCACGGAUGAAAAUAACGGGGUCCCAGAGCUUUCGGCCGAGGAGAAGGCUUCUCGCCAGGCUCAGGACACAGAGGACGAAAAGGGACACGCUAGCGCGGACAACCUGACAAUGAACAGCCCCAAGAAAGCCAUUCUCAACAACAUCACUAUGACCCUUCGUCGCGAUGAGUUGUUGGCUGUUGUUGGACCUGUCGGAUGCGGCAAAUCCAGUCUCUGUAUGGCACUCCUGCAGGAGAUGCCUCUAGUAUCCGGAUCUUUUGCGCUGGCAAAGCAGGAUAAAGGCAAUAUCAAGAUGUCUUACUCGGCCCAGUCGCCCUGGAUCUUUGCAGGAACGAUCAAGAGCAACAUUUUAUUCGGUUCUCAGUUCAACCAGGAGCGCUAUAGCAAGGUCAUCAAGGCAUGCGAGCUCACCCGCGACCUGUCCCUGCUCCCGCAAGGAGAUGAGACUAUCAUCGGCGAGAAGGGCGUGACCCUCAGUGGUGGUCAGCGUGCCCGUGUUUCUCUCGCGAGAGCAGCGUACAGGGAGUCGGACAUUUAUAUCCUGGACGAUCCACUUUCGGCUGUCGAUCCCAAGGUCGGACGUGCGCUUUUCGACAACUGCAUCAAUGGGCUGCUGAAAGCCAAGGCACGAGUACUGGUGACACAUCAGUUGCAGUACAUCAAGGAUUGUGAAAACGUUAUUAUUCUCGAGCAAGGACAUGUGACACAUACCGGACGGGUGGAUGCUGUGAUGCAGCAGGAGGUGGAGGUGGAAAAGGUGAUCAACGAUGGUGAAUCAACCAGGAGUGUCAAGAUGCGGGUCAAGUUCGUGGACGUUUUGCGCGAGUUCGCCAAGAAGGCACCUGAAGCAACGGAGGACGAGGAGACAGAUGCCAUCCUUAAAGCCGAUCCCACGGGAGCCGACUCCUCAAUGGAUGCACUCAAGCGUGUCAAGUCGCGUGUCUCGAAUGCCGGUGGUGUGGAGGAGGAUAGCGAUGCCCCAGAGAAGAAUCUGACCGUGGAGGAAGUCCAGGAGGGCGAUACACCUUUGCGAGUUUACUAUGAUUUCUUCCGGCUCGGAUCGACACCCUUCCGUCUGGGUCUAACCAUCUUCUCACUGGCAGCAGCGCAGGCGAUCAUGGUGGCGGGCGACUUUUUCCUUUCAAACUGGUCCGAACUAUCCGCAGAGGAACAGACACAUUCCUACUAUCCUACGAUCUUUGGUGUGUACUGUCUAGCGACCGUGAUCGUGACCCUGUUUCGGUCCUUCUUAUUCUUUUACUGUGUUUCGGAGAGUUCACGGAGCAUCUUCAGGGCCAUGCUCGACGCCCUACUCAAAACCAGCAUUGACUUUUUCCACGCCAACCCUCAUGGGCGUGUUCUGAACCGGUUCUCCAAGGACAUGGCCAACUGCGACGAGUUGCUACCAUACACCUUCUUCGACGCCACACAGAUCGUAUUUAUGCUUUUCGGAUCUGUGGUCGUCGUCUGUAUUGUGAACGCAUGGAUUGUCAUCUCGAUUCCUUUCCUCUUUGGUGGUUUUAUUUUCCUCCGUAUGGUCUAUAUCAGGACAAGCCGACAGGUCAAGCGUAUCGAUAGUCAGACUCGGUCCCCCAUCUACUCUCAGCUCUCGGAAACCCUGGAUGGCCUGACCUCUGUUCGUGCCUUUGGUGUCGGCGAGCGAUUCAUGGGACGUUUUGUGGACGCGCAAGAAGCCAAUGGACGUGCGUUCUUUGCCUAUUUGAUCUGCGCACGUUGGCUCGGUUUCCGUCUAGAUGCCCUCUCGGCGCUUUUCCUGGGUAUCACUGCUGUUGCUUGUGUUGCUGUCCGUGAUUCUCAGAAGGCUGCCAUGGUCGGACUGGCACUGAACUAUGUCACUCAGCUGAGUGGAGAGCUGCAAUGGGCUGUGAGACAAAGUGUCGAGGCUGCCAUUCUCAUGGUUUCUGUCGAACGUAUGAUGGAGUACGCGCAGGUCAAGCCCGAGGAAUCAGAGCGUCGUCGAUUCAACCCCGAUGGUUCGAGCGUUGUCCCGAACGGAUGGCCACAGGAAGCCAAGGUCACUUUCACGGACAUGUCCUUGACCUACCCUCGCGGUGAAGGCCCGGUGUUGAAGAACAUCUCGCUGGAUUUCAAGGCUGGCGAGAAGAUCGGGAUCGUGGGUCGCACAGGAGCCGGCAAGUCCAGCUUGAUCGGGGCACUCUUCCGACUCGUCGAUACCACCACGGGCAAUCCGCCUCAUCAUGGAGGCAUCUCCAUUGACGGGGUCGAUAUCUCCAAGAUCGGGAUGCAUGACUUGCGCGAGAAGAUGGCGAUUAUCCCACAGGAACCCUUCCUCUUCCGCGGCACACUGCGAUUCAACCUCGACCCAACAUCUCAGCAUCAGGAUGCGGACAUCUGGGCGGCACUGGAGGCCGCGGAAUUGAAGCGUCUCGUCGAGGGUCUUGAGGGAGGACUGGAUGCGACUGUGGACGACAAUGGAAAGAACUUUAGUAUCGGCGAGCAGCAGUUGUUGUCGUUGGCGCGUGCGGUGUUGAGACGGGCCAAGAUCAUUGUCAUGGACGAGGCCACUGCGAACGUGGACCUGCAGUCUGACCGGAUGAUCCAAAAGGCGAUCCACUCGCAGUUCAAGGGCGCAACCGUGUUCACGAUCGCACAUCGAUUAAAUACGGUCAUUGGCGACUACGAUCGUAUCUUGGUGCUGGAUCAAGGACGCGUAAUGGAGUUUGGCGAGCCAUGGGAGCUGUUGAACGGCCCUGUGGUGGAGAUGGGAAGUGAAUCGCCUUCGACGGCAGGAGGAUGGCUACGGAGGAUGGUUGCGGAUACUGGUGCGGAGAACGAGGUUGCACUGCGACAGGUGGCCAAGGAGCAGUGGGAGCAACGACGCGCCAAAGACGUUUGAUCUUACCGAUAGAAUAAUAAUAGAGUGCCCCUAUGUGCCCCGAAAAUCUUCUUUUUCCUAGAGGUCAUAUAGGGUAAACGUGACACAACGUGACAGUAUGGUAGAGGAUGAUACCUAGAGGCAUGUCUCCAGCUGGUUUCAAUGGUUUCUGAGGAAGUUUAAUAUCCUUAGUUAUUGCAGGAUGUAAAAAGAUGCGUCUAAGUACUAGACAUUCAUUUCAAUUAUUGUUCUGCACCAAAACAAUAAAAACGAUGAAGCACGAUAGAAAAUCGGCAAAAAUC
Molecule: messenger RNA, 4716 nt
Organism: Gamsiella multidivaricata
Lineage: Eukaryota; Fungi; Mortierellomycota; Mortierellomycetes; Mortierellales; Mortierellaceae
Product: P-loop containing nucleoside triphosphate hydrolase protein
Exons: 4
Coding region: 233-4435 (1400 amino acids)
Biological process (GO): transmembrane transport
Cellular component (GO): membrane
Molecular function (GO): ATP hydrolysis activity; ATP binding; ABC-type transporter activity
Source: RefSeq, a predicted model, not a curated record